AUGGCGCCUGUGAUUGGCCAGGGGGCGGGGCGGGGCGGGAGAGUGAGGAGCGAGCGCUGUGGUUGGCGAAGAGGGGAUCACGUGACGUUGCAGUCCUUUUUGGUGACGACUGUCGGGCGGGUAGCAGUGAGCGGUGGUGUCAGCAACCUGUUUUCAAACCCUUACCGGGUGAAGGAGGUGCACCUGUCAGAGUAUGUGGCUCUCACACGCCUGAGAGAGGACGACAGGGUGAUCCUGUACAAGAACAAAAACUCUCGCUCCUGGGACUGCUUGCUGGUGAACUCCCAGAGUCAUCUGGUCGCCUUUCGGCUCUUCCAGUUAGACAAUGAGACGGAAGCCGUUGAGUGCUUUGAGCAGUAUGCCAGGCGGCUGCGCCCCUUCUACGAGAGCUCACCACAACCCCUGCAGCUGGAGGUCCUCCAGCAACUGAGCGACUGUUUCCGUAACCACCCCCAUUGGUCCCUGGCGCAUGUGGCAGUGGAGACAGAGCUUCCGGGGAGUUUCCGACACAAUCGCAUCCUAAGCUGUGUGAACAGCACAGAAUGCGAGGAUGGCUGUACCCCACUGCAGCUCGCCUGCCGGAAGGGAAACAUGGAGUGUCUGUGUGAGCUGGUGGAGUGCCAUGCCCGGCUGGAUGUCACCGACAAAAAUGGGGAGACAGUCUUUCACUAUGCUGUCCGAGGGAGUAACCCUGAGAUCAUAAAGCUCCUGGGCAAAAAGCCAUCUGUUGGCUUGAACCACCUGAGCAAUCAGGGGCAGACGCCUCUGCACCUAGCCUGCCAGCUGGGCAAAGAGGAUGUGGUUCUCGCUCUACUGAAAUGCCAUGCCAAGUGCAACGUCAUGGGGACGCUGGGCUACCCCAUUCACACUGCCGUGAAGUACUCCCAGAAGGGGUGUGUGCAGGCCCUUCUUGAAGUGGAUGUCAAUCAAGUUCAGUUCAAGGACCCCCGCUACGGAGCAGCUGUGCUCCACUGGGCCAAAAACGCUGAGAUGACCCGGAUGCUGAUUGAGUAUGGCUGUGACGUGAAUUCUGUCAGCAAGACGGCAGACAUGGCUUUGCACAUCAUGGUCAAGCGGGGGCGCUUUGACAGUGCCAUGGUGCUGCUGACGCAUGGGGCUCUCACUAAUGCCAAGGGGCAGGAUGGCAACACCCCGUUGCACCUGGCCAUGAAGCAAGACCACCUGGAGACGAUCAAGGCCCUCAUUGUGUUUGGAGCAGAUGUUGAGAUCCCCAAUGAGUUUGGAGAGACCCCAGGGCUGGUGGCCGCCAGGACUAGCAAAGGUCCUAACCGGAAGGUGCUCUUAGGCCUGCUGCAAACGGUAGGGACGGAACGCUGCCACCCACCUAGCCCCGAAUCCCCCCACAUGGCAUCCGCAGCAUCACCACCGCUGUCCACCUCCCCGGAAAGACCACCGCUCCCACGGAACAACGGCCACAGUUUAGGUUAUGAGAGCAUCAUCCAUAUUUCCACCGCACUUGGCCACUUGCUGAAGACGCCGGAUGUCGUGGACUCUGCCAGCGAUGCAAAGAGAACGUACGAUCGCCUCCUGUGUCUGGAUGGAGGGGGCAUCCGGGGCCUGGUGCUCAUCCAGCUUCUCAUUGCUAUUGAGAAGGCUGCUGGCCGGCCAAUCAGUGAGCUCUUUGACUGGAUCGCAGGGACCAGCACAGGAGGGAUCCUGGCACUGGCCCUUGUACAUGGGAAGCCGGUGGACUACAUGCGCUGCCUGUACUUCCGCAUGAAGAAUGAGGUGUUCCGAGGGUCACGGCCAUACGAGUCGGAGCCCCUGAAUGAGUUCCUGAAGAGGGAAUUUGGAGAGCACACCAAAAUGACAGACGUCCAGAAACCCAAGGUCAUAGUAACAGGGACCCUGUGUGACCGGCAACCUGCUGAGCUCCACCUCUUCCGGAAUUACAAGGCGCCAGCGACGAAAAACAAGCCUGAUGUCAAGACAACAGACCCCUUCAGACCACUGACCAAACCAGAAGACCAGCUUGUGUGGCGGGCUGCCCGCUGCAGUGGUGCCGCCCCAACGUACUUCCGACCAAUCGGGCGUUUUUUGGAUGGCGGGCUGCUGGCCAAUAACCCCACCCUGGAUGCCAUGACCGAGAUCCAUGAGUACAACAAGUCCCUAAGCCAGAAGGGGCAGAGCCAGCAGGUGCGGAAAUUGGGAGUGGUGGUCUCCCUUGGGACGGGGAGGCCUCCGCAGGUCCCGGUGAGCUCCGUGGAUGUCUUCCGCCCCUCCAACCCUUGGGAGCUGGCCAAGACAGUCUUUGGGGCCAAAGAGCUGGGCAAGAUGGUGGUGGAUUGUUGCACUGAUGCGGAUGGCCCGGCCGUGGACCGUGCCAGGGCGUGGUGUGAGAUGACAGACACGCGCUAUUUCCGGUUCAGCCCACCGCUGCACUCUGACGUGAUGCUGGAUGAGGUGAAUGAUGCGAUCCUAGUGAACGCACUCUGGGAUACUCAGCUCUACAUCUGCCAAAAGCAGGAGCAGUUCAAGCAGCUGGUGCAGGAGCUCCUCACCCGAUGACUCUCUGGAAGACUCGAAGGCACCAGUGCCCAAUCCCGACAGUAGUGACUUAGGAAGUGGGCAAGGAGCAACAGCCUUUGUAGAAGGGCUGGACUAGGGAUUGUCCUUGCCAUCAGACUGAGACGUUGGUGAGAAGA
Molecule: messenger RNA, 2666 nt
Organism: Emys orbicularis (European pond turtle)
Lineage: Eukaryota; Metazoa; Chordata; Testudines; Emydidae
Gene: PLA2G6
Product: phospholipase A2 group VI
Exons: 17
Coding region: 1-2529 (842 amino acids)
Biological process (GO): cardiolipin acyl-chain remodeling; positive regulation of ceramide biosynthetic process
Cellular component (GO): mitochondrion
Molecular function (GO): protein binding
Source: RefSeq, a predicted model, not a curated record